Molecule: messenger RNA, 2716 nt
Organism: Epinephelus lanceolatus (giant grouper)
Lineage: Eukaryota; Metazoa; Chordata; Actinopteri; Perciformes; Serranidae
Gene: il2rb
Product: interleukin 2 receptor, beta
Biological process (GO): cytokine-mediated signaling pathway; immunoglobulin mediated immune response
Cellular component (GO): external side of plasma membrane
Molecular function (GO): cytokine receptor activity; protein binding
Source: RefSeq, a predicted model, not a curated record
UGUCACUGGGCACUUUAAAGAAGAGAGAGGGGCGAGAAUGAGGAGACAGAGGGAUGAUUGACAGAAAAAGAGAGACAGAGGAAGAUUGCACAAGAGGGUGAGACAGUGAUGAGCGAGUAGAGAGAUAGAAAGAAAGGAAAUCUUCUUUAGUCGUCAGUGCAGCAGAGGAGGCGACAAUGUGUUUCCCCUCAGGAACCCUCUGCUACCUUUACUGACCACGGCUCUUCAGUCAUACUGCGAUCAUGGCCACGGAGAUCCUGGUGUCCUUAUACGUCCUGGUGGGUCUGUUCUCAGUGCAUGCAGCCCACUCUCACAAAGGCUCGCAAGGACUCUCCUGUGUGAACGACUUUGUCAACAAUGUCAGCUGUACGUGGGACGGCGCUCCCCUGGCUCCUGGUGUGGACUGCUGGAUCAUCGGUGUGAAGACAACCUGGAUCUUAAAGAACUACAUGAGAUAUCCCGGAACAAUUAUUCGAAGCUGCAGGAUGAAACGACACAGAAAAUCUCCCCCAGGCUGCAGUUUUGUCUUUGAAAAUGAAGAAUUCAACUCUUUCAAAGACAUGCCGUACAUCAGCAUGGAGUGUAAUGGCACGUUGGUGGAGAACCUCACAAAUUAUUCUCCAUACAAACACAUCAAAAUGCAUCCUCCAGGCGUCCCCAAUGUCAGCAGCACAGCCAAUGAGACGAGGAUAUCGUGGACUCCAGGCAGUCCUCGCUCUCACUUCAUCACAUCCUUUGACUUCCAAGUUCAGAUCACGGAGAAAAACAAGACAUGGAACGACGCCAACAUUCAGACUACACAAGAACAAGAGCUAAGGAUACCUGCUGGGCGAUUUAAGGGGCACUGCCACGUCAGAGUGAGAGUCAAACCCAUUUCACAGCUGCACAAAAGCCACUGGAGCAACUGGAGUCCGACAGCAUCCUGGGUGGAAGCAACAGAUGUGGUGGUGACAUCACAGGAUGAAGAUUGGCUUCUGGGUCAGUCAUCACAGAUAACGCGAGGAGUGAUUUUCAGCUUGAGUCUCAUCAUCAUAACACUGGUCCUUUACAAGAGUUGUGCAAACAGGGGGCUCCUCAAAGGAAAGCCAGUACCAAACCCCUCGAAAUACUUCCACACUCUCCACUCUGACCACGGAGGGAAUCUAAAGAAAUGGCUGAAUCCUCUGUCAGCCUCUGAGUCAUUCUUCACGGCCCAGCCACAUGACCGCAUCUCGCCAGUUGAGGUGUGCGACAGCUGGGAUGUGGCCCCCUCCACCUCUCCCUCCUCUGGCUCCACCAGCGCCCUGCUCCACUUCAGCAGCUACCCCUCAGCUGGCUCGAACACCAGCAGGGUUGUUGACAAUUCCUCCUCCUCCUCAUCCUGCUUCUCUAACAUGGGCUACUUCAUGUCCAGCUCCUCCAGCGGCUCAGCUCGAGCUGACCCCAACCCUGUCUACUUCACCUAUAAGGAUGAUUUCCACAACCUGCACAACAGCCUACACCUCUCCCUCUGCCCUUCCUUCGACAUCUCACCAAUGUAUGAGAGCUUGAAGAGGGAGCCACAGAGCCCAGACUCUGGUCUUGGCAUUGAACAGGAAAAUGAAGAGGACAAGGAGGACAAAAGGGUUGUGGAUGUCGAGGGGAAAGAAGUUUCAAAUGAUCACCAGAGCCCUCCUCUUCUCAUCCUCCCUGUCCAUUUUCCCUCCCAUGUGUGCCCUCCCGCCUCUGCUCCACCUCCUCCCAACACUCCCGGCCUAAGUCAGGUAUACUGUGAAAGCCAGCAAGCAGAUGAACCUGUGGCAACUGCUGGUGUCAGCUAUACAGCCUGGCCUAUGGCUGGUGCCAUGUGCAGGUCUUCCUCCAUGCCUGUGGAGACGGGUAAAAAAGGGUAUUUGACCCUGAAAGAGCUGCAGACAACAUUCAGCAAUAAAUCCAUCUGAAAACUUGUCAUGAAUAUAGAAGAAUCCCUGUGUGAUGGUUGUAAAUUGUUUACAUCACAAACCUGACUGAUUGUUGUUUCUAAUAUGAUUGUGGAGUUGAGCAUAUCUGACAGAAUAUGUGGAGUGUUCUUGUGCAGUUUUGACAAAGACAAAUGACCCUCUCCAAAGUCCUGCCCCCCUUAGUUACUGUUGCUAGAUCGGACAAGCUUGACAAAAAGAAACAUGGCGACGCUGGUUCUGUUUGGCUGCAAAGUGUAAGUGUUUCAUGGCGUCAGGCAAUAUAGAAGCAGACAGAUAGGACUACAGUAUGUAGUGGAAAGAUGUGUUGAUAUUGAACAAGGCAAAAUGACGCACAGUCUUCGAUGAAAAAGAUAGAAGUAGAGACCGAGGAUGGCAAGACUGAGUCACUGACACUGCCGGAUCAAUGUCCCCUUUCCCCCUUCUGGAGAUCAGUAAAGCACUCUGUUUAUUUAUUACUGAAUAUAGAUCAUGGUGACCUAAAGUCUCUAUUUGCUGCAGAAAGUUACGCUACUUUGGGGCAGCACGUAGCGUUAAGGCCCUGACACACCAAGCCGACGGUCGGCCAUCGACCAAAGUUGGGCCGUCGGUGAGCGUCUGUUGGCCUAGUUUUUGCUCUGUGUCCCACACCGUCAGCACUUAGGCGGCAGCAGAGGCUUUUUGGCAGAUUGAGCAUGUUGAAUCGGCAGCAGAGCUCAUCGGUGAGAGAGACCACUCUGACUGGCUGUUCAGGUUUUUUUUUCCUCGUCCCUGUAGCGAGUGAAUCUGCCUGUAAUGAA